This is a messenger RNA of Elgaria multicarinata webbii, 720 nucleotides long. RefSeq names its product thioredoxin like 4B (gene TXNL4B). Lineage: Eukaryota; Metazoa; Chordata; Lepidosauria; Squamata; Anguidae. The record is from RefSeq and is a predicted model, not a curated record. The transcript has 3 exons. Gene Ontology annotation, cellular component: U4/U6 x U5 tri-snRNP complex; spliceosomal complex; U5 snRNP. Bases 51 to 500 code for a protein of 149 amino acids. Gene Ontology annotation, biological process: mRNA splicing, via spliceosome.
CAGGGGGCUCUAGCAAGACAGGAGUCUCGCCGUCUGUCUUGUCCGUUGCGAUGAGCUUCCUGCUGCCCAAACUGUCCAGCAAAAAGGAGGUGGAUGAGGCGAUUAAGAGCGUGGCAGAGAAAGUCCUGGUCCUUCGCUUUGGCAGAGAUGAGGAUCUUGUCUGCAUGCAGCUGGAUGAUAUUCUUGCAAAAAAAUCUCAUGACUUAAGUAAAAUGGCAACAAUUUACUUGGUGGAUGUAAACAAGGUGCCAGUGUACACCCAGUAUUUCGACAUCAGUUAUAUUCCAUCAACAGUCUUCUUUUUCAAUGGUCAGCACAUGAAAGUGGAUUAUGGAUCUCCAGAUCAUACCAAGUUUGUGGGGAGUUUCAAAACAAAACAAGACUUCAUAGACUUAAUUGAAGUGAUUUACCGUGGUGCGAUGCGUGGAAAACUAAUUGUACGUAGUCCAAUUGACCCAAAGAAUAUUCCCAAGUUCGACCUUCUCUACCAAGAUAUUUAAAUGCCCUAUCUCCCCACCUGGAGAAGAGUAAAUACUGGAUUGUGAACAUCCGAAGAAUGAUUUAUUCCAACUCUUUUUCCAAUAUUUAUCACAUUUGAAACUAGAAGGAAGGAAUUGAGUUCGACUUCAUCCUCAAGAUCAUAUUGGUCGCCAUUAAAAGAGACAGACAUUCUGUCAUUAGUUUCUUCUUUAAAUAAAGCUACUGUAUGUACAUGAAAAA